AUGGCCUCAAAGACAAAGUACGCCCCGGCGCCGACCCAGGACCCGGACGAAGCAUCAAGCUACGCCCAGGCGCCCCCCGCCUACCAGGCCGAACCCACCGCCGCCUCCGAUACCGACCGCCUCUUCGGCGGCGGCGCGCCUCGUAGCAGCCAGGACGACGACCUCCCCGAUGACUUCAAGUUCGGCGGCUCAGUAGCAGAGGCCACGACCGAUAUCAGAAACCAAUUCAUCCGCAAGGUCUACGCCAUUCUCACAGUUCAACUCAUCGCCACCGGCGCCGUCUCCGCCCUCAGCUUCUUCAGCGAUGGCUACAAGACCUGGAUCCAGGCCCACCCAGGCCUCGUCUUCGCAUCCCUCUUCGGCUCCAUCAUCAUGAUGCUCCUUACCUUCUGGAAACGCAAAUCCUACCCGACAAACCUCCUCUUUCUCUCGGGCUUCACCCUCAUGGAAGCCUACACAAUCUCCGUCAUCGUCUCCUUCUACAAGGCCGGCAUCGUCCUCAACGCAGUCUUCCUCACAGCAGGCAUCUUCAUCUUCCUCACCGCCUUCGCCUGCCAGACAAAGUACGACUUCACCUCCUGGAUGCCCUACCUCGGCGGCGCCCUCUGGGGUCUCGUCCUCUUCGGCUUCAUGUACAUGUUCUUUCCCUACAGUUCCACCGGCGAGCUCGUCUACGGCGGCAUCGCAGCCCUCAUCUUUAGCGCCUACAUCCUCGUCGACACGCAGCUAAUUAUGCGCCACCACCACGUCGAGGAGGAGAUUGCCGCCGCCAUCAGCUUGUACCUCGACAUUAUCAACCUGUUCUUGGCGAUUCUGCGCAUCCUGAACAGCCAGCAAAACAACUAA
This is a messenger RNA of Colletotrichum godetiae, 846 nucleotides long. RefSeq names its product inhibitor of apoptosis-promoting Bax1-domain-containing protein. Bases 1 to 846 code for a protein of 281 amino acids. The transcript has 3 exons. NCBI's taxonomy places the organism in Eukaryota, Fungi, Ascomycota, Sordariomycetes, Glomerellales, Glomerellaceae. The record is from RefSeq and is a predicted model, not a curated record.